Messenger RNA from Arabidopsis lyrata subsp. lyrata, 1220 nucleotides. RefSeq names its product folate synthesis bifunctional protein. Gene Ontology annotation, biological process: tetrahydrofolate biosynthetic process. Lineage: Eukaryota; Viridiplantae; Streptophyta; Magnoliopsida; Brassicales; Brassicaceae. Gene Ontology annotation, molecular function: dihydropteroate synthase activity; 2-amino-4-hydroxy-6-hydroxymethyldihydropteridine diphosphokinase activity. The record is from RefSeq and is a predicted model, not a curated record.
GACUCAGAUUUCGCAUCUUUGGAAACAACAACUUUAGAAGAAGUAGUGAUUGCUUUAGGAAGCAAUGUUGGAAACAGAAUGAAUAAUUUUAGAGAAGCUUUACGAUUGAUGAAAGACUAUGGGAUCUGUGUAAUAAGACAUAGUUGUUUGUACGAAACAGAACCUGUUCAUGUGACCAACCAACCAAGAUUUCUCAAUGCUGCAAUAAGAGGUACCACAAAGCACGAACCUCAUGAACUCUUGAACAUUCUCAAGAAAAUUGAGAAAGAGAUGGGUCGUAAAGAGAAUGGUUUAAGGUAUGGACCAAGACCACUUGACUUGGACAUAUUGUUCUAUGGGAAGCAUAGAAUAACUUCUGAUAAACUCAUCAUUCCCCAUGAGAGAAUCUGGGAAAGACCAUUUGUAUUAGCACCUUUGGUAGAUUUGCUUGGAACAGAAGAUAUUGAUAAUGAUCAUAUAGUUUCAUAUUGGCAUUCACUCUCAAUCCAUCCAGGUGGAGUUUUUCAAGCGUGGGAGCGGUUAGGUGGUGAAUCAUUGCUUGCAAAAGGCGGUAUACAAAGGGUUGUACCAAUAGGAGAUGAUUUAUGGGAUUUUUCUAAGAAAACUUAUGUGAUGGGUAUACUUAAUCUUACUCCUGAUAGCUUUAGUGAUGGAGGUAAGUUUCAAUCUAUAGAUUCAGCGGUUUCUCAAGUCCGCUUGAUGAUCUCUGAAGGUGUCGAUAUUAUUGAUAUCGGUGCACAGUCAACGCGGCCAAUGGCCUCAAGAAUUUCUACUCAAGAAGAGAUAGAUAGACUAAUUCCGGUUUUAAAAGUUGUUCGAGGUAUGGCUGAGAUGAAAGGAAAGCUCAUAUCAGUGGACACUUUUAACUCUGAGGUUGCUUUAGAAGCAAUAAGAAAUGGAGCUGACAUUUUGAAUGAUGUCUCUGGAGGAAGUUUAGACCCGAACAUGCAUAUGGUUAUUGCGGAUUCUGAUGUUCCUUAUAUGAUCAUGCACAUGAGAGGAGAUCCAUGUACAAUGCAAAACAAAGAGAAUUUGGAGUAUAAUGAUAUAUGCAAAGAUGUUGCUUCGGAGCUUUAUGAGAGAGUAGAGAGGCAGAACUCUCUGGGAUUCCAGCUUGGAGGAUUAUGAUUGAUCCAGGAAUUGGAUUUUCUAAGGGAAUAGCUCAUAAUUUAGAAAUUGUCAUGGAGCUACCAAAAAUCAGGGAAGAGAUGGGUAAGAAG